AAUUAAAUAAUUUAUUAUGAGCGACGAAUACGUGAUUGAGUCUAAAGCAGACAAGUCUGAGUCAAAGACUGCCGACUGGCCAUUGUUGUUAAAAGAUUAUGACAAGUUGAAUGUCAAAACUGGUCACUUUACUCCUCUUCCAAAUGGAUACUCCCCAGUUGCUAGACCAAUUGAUGAAUUGAAGAAUUAUGGAGUGAUUAACCUCGACAAACCAGCCAAUCCAAGUUCUCACGAAGUUGUCGCAUGGGUGAAGAAAAUUUUAAAAACUGAGAAGACUGGCCAUAGUGGUACUCUUGAUCCUAAGGUAACUGGAUGCCUCAUUGUCUGCAUCAACAGAGCCACCAGACUAGUUAAAGCCCAGCAGUCUGCUGGUAAAGAGUAUGUUGCCAUUGUGAAGCUUCAUGCUCCAAUUGAGAAUGAAAGUAUCCUCAAUAAGGCUCUCGAUAAGCUCCAGGGAUCUGUUUUCCAGAGACCUCCUCUGAUUUCUGCUGUCAAGAAGGUUCUCAGAGUCAGAACUAUCUAUGAGAGUAAGCUUAUUGAGUACGAUGCUGAGAAGGAAAUGGGUAUUUUCUGGGUCUCCUGUCAAGCAGGAACUUACAUUAGAACUCAAUGAGUCCACGUCGGUUACUACACUGGUACUGGAGCUCACAUGCUCGAGCUUAGAAGAGUCAGAAGUGGAGCUUUGAAAGAAGACGAAACUAUGGUCACCAUGCACGAUGUAAUGGAUGCUCAAUGGAUGUACGACAACUUCAAUGAUGAAUCAUAUCUUAGAAGAGUCAUCAUGCCACUUGAAGUGUUGUUGGUUGGAUAUAAAAGAAUUGUAGUAAAAGAUACUACAGUCAAUUCUAUCUGAUAUGGAGCCCAGCUCAUGCUUCCCGGAGUUCUUAGAUACGAAGAAGGUAUCGAAAUCGGCAAAGAAGUUGUUCUGAUCACAACCAAGGGAGAAGCUAUUGCUCUUGCUAUUGCUCAGAUGACUACUUCUGUCAUUGCAACCUGUGAUCAUGGUACAGUUGCUAAAAUCAAAAGAGUAAUCAUGGACAGAGAUCUAUACCCAAGAAAGUGGGGUCAAGGACCAUAUGCCUUGAAGAAGAAGCAGUUCAUCACCGAAGGUAAACUGGACAAAUACGGCCGCUCCACCGAAACCACCCCAACCGUCUGGAAGGAACUCUUCGAAAACCCGAACAAGUCCGUCAAAGUCUUGGAAGUCGAAAGCGACGAGACUGCACAGAAGCUGGUCCAGGAAGAGGAGAAGGCUCAGGAGCAACAGGCUGAGCAGGAGUCUGCAGAUCAAGAAAAGAAAGAGAAGAAGGAAAAGAAAGAAAAGAAGAAGAAAAAGAAGGCAAAGGACAGUGAUGAUGAGUAA
Moneuplotes crassus is the source of this 1363-nucleotide messenger RNA. The record is from the annotation of a GenBank genome assembly. Lineage: Eukaryota; Ciliophora; Spirotrichea; Euplotida; Euplotidae.